AUGACGGGAGUUGAAGACCCGGCUCCAUUAGGGUCUAUUGGGCCGCCGGGCAUGACGGGAGCUUUCCAGCGGCUGCUCUGGGAAGGUGGGCAGUGCAAGUGCCGCAACAAGGCCAGGCCGCCCCCCCCUCCCCCGCACCGCCUGCGGGCCCUGGCGCGCUCCUGGCUGGACGAGGACGCGCCCUGGCCCGACCCCACCGUGGCGCCGCUGGGGAACCCCGAGAUCCGCGCCCACAUCCUUGUCAAAAACCCCGAAACCCCCGCAUUUAACCCCAAAACCGCCGGAUUUAACCCCGAAACCCCCGCAUUUAACCCCAAAACCCCCCCGUUUUUCGGGGUGCUGGCCGGCUGCCCGUUCGCCGAGGCGGUUUUCGCGGUGUCAGGCUGCUCCGUGCUCUGGAAGGUUCCCGAAGGUUCCUGGCUGGGCCCGGGCCGGGCGCUGCUGGCCGAGGUUCGCGGCCCCGUUUCCGGGCUGCUCCUGGCCGAGCGCACGGCCCUCAACGUCCUGGGCCGCUGCAGCGGCGUGGCCUCCAUGGCCGCCCGGGCCCGGGGCGUCGCCGAGAGCCGAAACUGGGGAGGGGUCGUGGCGGGGACGCGCAAGUGCACGCCCGGCUUCAGGGCGGCCGAGAAGUACGCGCUGGGCGUGGGCGGCGCGCAGGGGCACCGUGAGGGGCUGGGGGCGUUCGGCCUCAUCAAGGACAACCACAGGGCCGUGGCCGAGAUGGGCGGCGGGCACGAAGGGCUGAUUGUGGAGGCGCGCCAGGCCGGGGGCUUCACGCGGAAAUUGGGCGUGGAGUGCGCGAGCGCCGAGCAGGCGCUGGAGGCGGCCAAGGCCGGGGCCGAUGUCGUCCUGCUCGACAACCUGAGCCCAGAGGAGCUGCACGCGGCGGCCGCGCGCGUCAAGGCCGCGCACCCGCGGGUGCUGGUGGAGGCAAGCGGGGGCAUCGGCCUGGAGAGCCUGGGCAGCUUCCUGGGGCCCCACGUGGACGUCGUGUCCAUGGGGUGCCUGACCCACAGCGCCCUCGCGCUCGACUUCGCCCUCAAGGUGGUGGGGAUGGGGAGUGGAAGUGAGGAAAAGUGAAAAUCCGACGUGGAAACCCCAAAAUUUCACCCAGAAACCCCAAAAUCCAGUGUAAAAUCUCGAAAAUCCAGCCUGGAAACCCCAAAAUCCAACCCGAAACCCUGGAGAUCCGUCCUGGAACCAAUAAUGUCCAACGUUGGACCUGUCAAACCUGGAACCCCAAAAUCCAACC
Messenger RNA from Melospiza melodia melodia, 1252 nucleotides. RefSeq names its product nicotinate-nucleotide pyrophosphorylase [carboxylating]-like. Lineage: Eukaryota; Metazoa; Chordata; Aves; Passeriformes; Passerellidae. The record is from RefSeq and is a predicted model, not a curated record. Gene Ontology annotation, cellular component: cytoplasm. Gene Ontology annotation, molecular function: nicotinate-nucleotide diphosphorylase (carboxylating) activity. Bases 1 to 1080 code for a protein of 359 amino acids. The transcript is spliced from 6 exons. Gene Ontology annotation, biological process: NAD+ biosynthetic process; quinolinate catabolic process.